Molecule: messenger RNA, 411 nt
Organism: Protopolystoma xenopodis
Lineage: Eukaryota; Metazoa; Platyhelminthes; Monogenea; Polystomatidea; Polystomatidae
Source: the annotation of a GenBank genome assembly
GGCAUCUAUUCGGGCAAAUCUAGUUGCUAUAACCACAACUGCCUUGCCUACACUCGCAUUUGGCCGGCUAGCCUUAGCGCAACCCAAUUCGAGGGAAGGUAUGUAUAUCGGAUCAGCUCGGCCGAGCGAACAGUCAGUCAGGCAAGACACAGGCAAAGCUUGAGACGGUUCACACCGCUUGAAAGUGGCUCGUGUCGUCGCGACGUUGCACUUGGCCGCGAGUUCACCGGCCCAACUGGUCCGUCUGCACCGGGUCUAUCGCCAGCCCCCGGCCAGACACAGCCUAGAACGAUCCGCCAGUCCGGUUGGCACGACGACCGAGGUUGUCGGGGCGAGGUGUUUGCAAUGGGGCGCCGUAGCGCCUUGAAGCGAGUGUGCACCAGACGGCGAUGCCUCUUUUUUUCAGCGUGA